Molecule: messenger RNA, 2530 nt
Organism: Toxotes jaculatrix (banded archerfish)
Lineage: Eukaryota; Metazoa; Chordata; Actinopteri; Toxotidae
Product: LHFPL tetraspan subfamily member 2a protein-like
Exons: 3
Coding region: 465-1133 (222 amino acids)
Cellular component (GO): membrane
Source: RefSeq, a predicted model, not a curated record
AGCGAGGAGAAUAACGUCCUGAGGAGAAAGGAGACUCAGUGAAUGAGCGCUUUGGAAAGCUGUGCCGCCCCGGGAAAAAGGAACCAGCGUUUCAAAACAAAGGACAGCGUCUUCUUCACUUGCGCCUGCAGAAAUCUCCACACUUUGACUUCCCAUGGUACCAUGGCUGAGGGAAGCUGCUUCGGUUCUGUGUAGCUGUUUGGGAUGACCAGAGCUGAACCUUGCCUCAAAGAGGAAGAGGGGAAAGCAAGGAAGAAAGAAUCGUGAGAGGAGGGAAAACAUCUGCUCAGGAUAAGAUCAGCAGCCCAUCUGGACAGGGAAGCUACCUUUCUCUUUGUAAGGAAAGGAAUUUAAACUCCCCCAAAUCAGAGCUUUGCCACUUGGAGAAGCUUUAACAGGCUUCAGGAUUUAACAUUUUUUUUAGUCAGCCAUUGGUUGUUACUGUUUCAGGAAGAGUUAACACCAUGUGCCAUGUCAUUGUAACAUGCCGCUCCAUGCUCUGGACACUUCUCAGUAUUCUAGUGGCCUUUGCUGAGCUCAUUGCCUUCAUGAGCCCUGAUUGGUUGCUGGGUUUUCCUCGGUCAGACACUAGUGUCAGUGGGUCGGGAGUGGACUCCGGGGAGUACCGGCCGUCUCUCGGCCUCUACAGCCGCUGCCUUCGUGUCGGGUCCCGGGGAGUAGGGGUGAGCUGCGGGCCUUACGCUGGGACAUUUGGAGAAGUGGCCAGUAGCUUCUGGAAGGCAGCCAUGUUGUUUCUGGCAGCAGGGACAUUAGUGCUAGGGUGCGUGGCCUGUAUCUCCGUCUUCAGCCUGUGUUUUCAGAGCAUCCUGAAGAAGAGCAUAUUCAACAUCUGUGGACUGCUCCAGGCUAUCGCAGGCCUGUUGCUGAUGGUGGGCCUCAUGCUGUACCCUGCUGGUUGGGGUUCAGAGAAGGUGAACGACUACUGCGGCCCUGAGGCCUCGCCCUUUAGGCCUGCUCAGUGUUCGCUCGGCUGGGCGUUCUACGCAGCGAUAGGAGGAACUCUGGCAACCUUCCUGUGCGCUGUUUUGUCUGCACAGGCUGAGAUUGCCACCUCCAGUGAUAAGGUUCAGGAGGAGAUUGAGGAGGGGAAGAGUCUGAUAUGCCUACUCUGAGCCUUCAGAAACCUUGUGAAAUCAUUCUCAGUGUAAUUUCUCUCAUACGGACACCUGUGCUUCUUAGUGGAGGAAGGACAGACAUCUCUCUGAGUGAUUUAAUUCAUGAUAUCCUGGAUAAAAUCAGCAGAUUGUUGAAAAGAUAGAAGAAAUUAGUAACAGCUUUUUAAUGUGUUAGGUAUGGUGUUCUCUUCUGAAACUUGCUGAAGCCUAACUGAGGUUAAGGAACAUUAACCAUUCAGUUUUUUUUAAACCAAGAUACUGUUUAUUUUUGUAAUAAUUCUUGCCUUAAACAAACCACUGUACUGGAAUAGCAAGAGAUUAGUGUGGCUGUGGAUGGGUUAAACACUGCCAGUAAAACAGUAUGUAGGUUUGUAGCAUCAUUAUGAUGUUCAUUCACAUGGUUCACCUGCAGACCUCAACAAACCACUGAAUACUAGCAGAUGUGCCCACUAAAACACCCUACAAUGUGUGUGCGUGUGUGUGUGAUAGACGUUAACUGUUGAGGUUUCUAAAUGUCCACAUGCUCUGAUUCUGUGGCACAGCAGGACACUAAGACUCUCUAGCUAACUUUAGAUGUGCCACUUAAUGGAUUGUUCACUUCAAAGGGAGUUCCUCCUGUUAAAUGGAUUGUUUGCGGGCCUAUUGCAGCUUAAUAACUGGCAGAGUGUGUGCAGAAAAAGAACAGAGACUUGCCAUAUGUUUCACUGUGCUGAGCUUUCAUGAGGGGAUGUUUGCUCACGGCGAGAUAAAGCAGACUGCACCAUAGCUUAUCGUGAGCUACCUUAUGACAUGAAGAGAGCCAUAAAGACAAGAUCUGGCUUUGUAAAGCAGUCCAAGAGAAAAAAAAAAGUUGGAAAAAAUUCAGAAAAAACUUUGUUUGACCUUUUCUAGGCGAAGCCAAACAAAUCAUUGGUGUUGCCACGUCAGUGUGCUGUAGACAUUUUUUCAAAAGCUGAUCAAGGCAGACCUUCUUAGUUUGGUAGUUUCAGAGUAUUCCCAUUCAUAAAUAGCACCUGAUAUUAUUGUGUUUUGCACUUGGUCCUUAAUUCACUUCACAUUGCUACAUAAGUCGCUGUAAAUCUAAUAAGAUUCAUGUGAUUCUGUGCUUUUAUUCAUUGUAGAUGAGAUGUGCAAUAAUUUAACCGUUGUGUGUUUGCUGUGAGUGAGUGGGCUGAGAGGAUGAGAUGGAGUGAAAUCACGGCAUGGAUUUAUAUCAAAAAGCAUUUUUAGUCUCUCUGUGCUUAAAUUAAUGUGUUGACUGUCCGCUGUUUUUGUUACAUUAACAAAAGAGUAACAGCAUCUGUGGCACGUUGUGUGAUGCUUCAUGUAUGAGAGGUUGAUGCGUGUGAAUAGAGAUACAGUCUGUAUUUUGUACUCAAAUAAACCAGGCCUUC